CUCAUUGGACGAGGGAAGGUGACGGUUGUCUUUGACCCGCCUUCACGUCUUUCCGGCUGGCGGUGGUGGCGGCGGCGCGGACUGCGGCGUGGAGCUGUAGCCGGCUAGUAAGCGGCGGGCUGCACCCGAGCGGGACCCUGGCUGACCUGCGGUGCUUUACAAGGCGAGCUUUGGAGUCUUUCCCAUGUCGGACUUCAAGCUGGGAAUCGUGCGACUUGGCCGGUUGGCCGGGAAGACUAAAUAUACUCUCAUCGACGAGCAAGACAUCCCUCUGGUUGAGAACUAUGCUUUUGAGGCUCGAAUGGAAGUUGAUGCAGAUGGCAACGGUGCAAAGAUUUUUGCCUAUGCGUUUGACAUCACUAAGGGACGGGAGGUGGGACGCCCCCUGCAGGAGCUGUUGUGGGAAAAACAUCGCGGAGGAAUUGCCCCGAGCUUCCAGGUGGUCCACAUCAACUCGGUAACGGUUGACAACAGGCUUGACAACUUGUGCCUUGUCCCCAUAGGCUGGAAGGCCAAGCCAGAAGAGCUGACCAGUAAACAGAGGGAGCAAAGCCUCUACUGGUUAGCCAUUCAGCAGGUGCCUGCAGACCCCGUGGAUGAGCAGUACCUGGACAUGAACUGCACGCGGUACUACAAUGCCAACGGGGAGGUGGUCGAAGAGGAGGAGUGUUCCUGCACGUAUUACGAGUGUCACUACCCACCAUGCACUAUGAUGGAGAAGAGGCUCAGGGAGUUCAACAUCUGCGGACGUUGCCAGGUGGCGAGGUACUGCGGCUCUCAGUGCCAACAGAAAGACUGGCCGGCGCACAAGAAGCACUGCCGCGAGCGCAAGAGGACCCUGCAGCUGGAGAGCGAGCCGGAGCGGUGAUCCUGUGGGUUAGGAGGUUGGGGAUGGGGUUGGGGGAGGGGGGGCUGCUCCCCACUUUUUUUUUUUUUUGGAGAGGAAUGGGACGGGGACAUUUGGACUUGUGCUCCUGCGGAGGAGUUCUAGUGGCCUCACGGUGGCAUCCGUUCCUCCUUUUUUGUUUUUUUUUUUUUUGGACUUCCUCAGUCAUUGAAAAGCCCCCAAAGAGUCCGGGGAGCAUCUCCAGCUCUUCUCCAAGUACGAGUGGAAGGAAUCGACUUUCUUCUGGGAGGAAGGCUCCCUUUCACAUAUUUAUAUCUUAAUAUAUAUUUUGUAUCUUUAUGUACAGUUCUUUUUUUUUUUAUGUUUGCUGUAACGUCGGUUCAUUUGGACAGGCAAUGAUCGGAGUCGGCCACACAACCCUCUGUGGCAUGAUGGGUAGUUCUGGCCAGGCAUGGAGGGCCUCACCUGGACUCUGCAGGGAGUGACUAGUGGUGGGCUGCCAGCCUUCUCUAACCCCCCCCCAAACUGUGGAGCUCGUGGGCCGGCCUGCUCACCCCAGCUUUGGUGCUCCGGUGCUUCUGAAUGUGUGUGGAAUGGCCGCUGCACUGUCUUUUAUUGUCCUUAUUAUUAUUAUUUCUCUUUACACGGCAGGCAAAUCCUUGGGGACCCACUCAGUUCUAGACAUUUCUUUUGUGUCUUGCUUUCUUAAGCAGGACUUGAGAUGCACUUUAGUCUGUCUGAAAGCCCCCCGUUCCUGACUUGGUCCGCUCCAGACGAGGUGCAGCAUUAAGGCACAAGCACUCGGGCUGGCGGCUUGUAUUAACAGAGCGACACUGGCUUGGCGCCGGUGUGGCAUUGUCCUGUGGGCUGGGGGAUGUCUGUCUGUCUGUCUGUCUCGUCUGUCUGCCCGCCCACCCUUGGACUUAUGUGAUUGGUGGAGAGGGCUGCCAGGUGAUGGGUUUUCGCAAGCAGUUUUCUGCUUGUGUGUUUUAGGCCCAUGUGUUCCACUGGAGGAGGCAGCAGGACUUGGCCGCCUUCUGGCAUGUGGUGGACACCCCAAGAGUGUCUGGCUGGCAGUGUUUACAAAAAUAACUGGACUGUGUGAACGAAAUUGUGUACAACUGCCAAAAAAAGAUCAAUAAAAGAUGCUCAUUUCAAUGU
Messenger RNA from Erpetoichthys calabaricus (reedfish), 2008 nucleotides. It is a transcript of the gene zmynd19, whose product is annotated as zinc finger, MYND-type containing 19. Lineage: Eukaryota; Metazoa; Chordata; Cladistia; Polypteriformes; Polypteridae. The record is from RefSeq and is a predicted model, not a curated record. Bases 185 to 868 code for a protein of 227 amino acids. The transcript is spliced from 6 exons.